GCGGCGGAGGGGCGGCUGCGAGCCCCGUCGGUCGGCACGCAGGCGCGGGCGGCCGGGGCGGGCGGGGGCCGAGCGGGCUCGGCGCCUCGGAGCCUGCGCGCUGCGGAGCCGGAGCCGUCUCGCGAGGAAGGACGCCAUUAUCGCAGCCGCCCGACAAACACCACGAGAAUUGGGCCCCGCACACGGAUUGCAUGUCUCGUAAAAUCACUUAUUUGGGGGCCUGCGGUGGUGUGUGACGGGACAUCGCAGCCUGCUUCUGAAUGAUGUCAGAACAGGACUUGGCAGAUGUUGUUCAGAUUGCUGUUGAAGACCUGACUCCAGAUAACCCAGUUGUGUUGGAGAAUCAUGAAGUGACAGACGAUGACGUAGAGCCUACUCUGAAACGUCAGCGGAUAGAAAUUAACUGCCAGGAUCCCUCUAUUAAGUCGUUCCUGUAUUCCAUUAAUCAGACAAUAUGCCUGCGACUGGAUAGCAUUGAGGCAAAGUUGCUGGCACUAGAGGCUACCUGUAAAUCACUGGAAGAGAAGUUGGAUCUUGUCAUGAACAAACAGCACAGCCCCAUCCAAGUCCCCAUGGUGGCAGGUUCUCCUCUUGGCGCUACGCAGACCUGCAAUAAAGUACGAUGUGUUGUCCCCCAGACCACAGUAAUACUGAACAACGACCGGCAGAAUUCAAUCGUAGCCAAGAUGGUCGGGCAGGAAGAGCCAUUGAGCAGAGCAACAGAUUCUCUGGACAUCCUUAGCAAUGCUGUUCCUGGACGUAGGCAGAACACGAUAGUGGUGAAAGUCCCAGGGCAUGACGACAGUCACAACGAAGAUGGAGAGAGUGGCUCUGAGGCCAGUGACUCAGUUUCCAACAGUGGACAAUUAGGAAGCCAAAGUAUCGGGAACAAUGUGACUCUUAUUACGCUGAACUCUGAAGAGGAUUACCCCAACGGGACAUGGCUCGGAGAUGAAAAUAAUCCUGAGAUGCGGGUCCGCUGCCCCAUCACCCCUGCUGACAUGCUGCACAUCAGCACGAACUGCCGCACAGCCGAGAAGAUGGCACUGACGUUGCUCGAUUACCUCUUCCAUCGGGAAAUCCAGGCCAUCUCCAACCUUUCGGGCCAGGGGAAGCAUGGGAAGAAGCAGCUUGAUCCUCUCAUGAUUUACGGAAUUCGCUGUCAUCUAUUUUAUAAAUUUGGAAUCACAGAAUCCGACUGGUAUCGAAUCAAGCAAAGCAUAGACUCCAAAUGCCGAACAGCCUGGAGGCGGAAGCAGCGAGGCCAGAGUCUUGCCGUGAAAAGCUUCUCCAGGCGAACACCUUCGUCAUCAUCUUACGGUGGUUCAGAGGGUUCGCAGAGUGCAGUUUCAGCCUCUAAUGAGAUCCAACAGAACCAGCCCCAGGCACUACAUUAUGCACUAGCCAAUGCUCAGCAGGUCCAGAUCCACCAAAUAGGAGAAGAUGGACAAGUCCAAGUAAUCCCGCAGGGACAUCUCCACAUAGCCCAAGUUCCUCAAGGCGAGCAAGUCCAGAUCACGCAGGACAGUGAGGGAAACCUACAGAUACAUCAAGUUCAUGUUGGUCAAGACGGGCAGGUGUUGCAGGGCGCUCAGCUGAUAGCGGUUGCAUCUGCGGAGCCUGCGUCAGGAGGUGUUGAUGGAUCCCCACUCCAAGGCAGCGAUAUCCAAGUCCAGUAUGUGCAGCUCACACCAGUGACAGACCACUCUGCAACUAGUCAACAGUUUUCCAGCUAUUUUGAUCCACAGCCUGGAUUUCCCACAGGAGCUGCAAUGUUUGCAAUUGGCGCCGAUACCCUUCAGUCAGCAAUCCAACCAGAAAUGCAGAUAGAACACGGAGCAAUCCAAAUUCAAGUAAGAAAAUUGCGACAAGCUGUGUGAACCGAGAUGCCAGUGAACCCCAGCGGGAAGUUAAGAGCUGUAGUCCUCAUGCAGCAACGGGAAAAUGGAAAUGCCUGGUAGACUACUGGUCACACCUCGUACAUCUCCUGCAAGUCAGCAGGUUUCUGAUGAUCUGUUCGUGCUCACCUGGAAUAAGUCAGACCCAUUUACUGCAAUUGGAGCUACAUCACUGCAGCUGUUGAGAACGUGCCCUUCAGAAAAAUUACACGGCCUGCUCUUAGGUAUAUUUAAAGAGGAAAAAAAAAUGAUAAUUUUGGAAAGAGAACUAAUUACGAAACAGUGAGACUAAAUGUUUCAUCCUGUCAUUUCUUCUGUGAAAUACGCCAUUUGAAUGUCUGCAAAUAUCUUAGGAAGUGUAUUGCUGCUUUGCAAUACUUGCUUUACCACAUAUAGAAGAUCAAGAGCUCAAAUAUUUUUCACUGUUUAAACAGCUUUUUUAUUUGCUAUGGUGUUUAUAACAAAAAUGGAAAAUAUUUAAAAAAAAAAAGAAAGAAAAAUCCCAUAACUGCAAGUAUUAGCAAUUUGCUGUUGUUUUCUGUUCAGUGUAAUGAAAAAUGUAUUUGCAGAAGACUAACAAUUUUGUUUGUACUGUUGCUUAACUACUUUUCUAGGGGAAAAUGCUUUUAAAUGCUGUAAUUAUGCAUUUCUAAUGAAAAAUAAAUGUGUAUUUAUGAAUAGUGCAGCUCUAAGUUGCUCUCUACUUUAGGAACGAGUACAGUUUGACCGGACUGUGGUGUAACAGUGUAGUUCUGAAGUAUUUGAAGACAGAUGCUAUCUGGCAAGCCCUGCUGUCAACCGAGAAGUAAGAUUAAGUCUGUAAGGAAGAUAUCAAUCGUAGAUAAUGUUAUUAUCUGAAUUUCCAGUACAAGGAAAAUGUGAUAGUUAAGCUUUUGAGUCUGCAAAUCCUAUUUUGUACGAUGAAUUUAUGAAAUCAUUUUUUUAAACAAAUGUGAACAAUUCUUUUGAGCUCUCUCCAUUUUAGUACUUCCUGUCAUCUUUGUCCAGCUAUUUGUGGCAAUACCUCAGUUUGGAAUUCAACCAUAAAAAGCUGGGUUGCAAAACUCGUGAUAUCUGUCUUGUUAUCCAACCUGCAACAGCAAGGUGAACGCCUCUCUCCAUCGAAACUUAUGGGAAAUGUGAUACUGAUUUCAACAAAAAAUGCCUUUUCAAAUUUGCUAAGAUAGCACGGAAAGGAUACGUGUUUGCUAGAACCUGAUUAUCGUAAUAAUGCAUGCAUGCCUUAGAAAAGUAUGAAAUUCACUGGGGGAGGGGUUGUUUUGUGUUUGUUUUUUUCAACUGAGUUGAUUUAUGGUUAUUGUCAAUAUAUGGUUCAUAAUUUAAUGUAUUAAUGAAUGGGAUGUAGCUAUCCUACAUGAUUGAAUUCAGGGUAACAUUUUUCUGAAAAGAAGGGUUGUGCACACCCAAUUUCUGGGAAUGUUAUCCCUGGUAAGUACUGCACUUUAUGUAAAUUCACACUUUUCUCUAGGGUAUUUGUUGACGCACAAGUACAAUGCAAACCGAACCACAGCUAUUGAAUACAAUGUUUGUGACAGGCUAAGAAUUUGGCUACGCUUCAGUUUCUUUUUUAAUAGUGUUUCCCAGACUUGGGUGAUGUUUAAAGAGUUUGGCAUCCAAAUGGAAGCCUAAAAAUAAAGCAAGGCCUGUACAUUUUA
Messenger RNA from Anas platyrhynchos (mallard), 3574 nucleotides. RefSeq names its product BTG3 associated nuclear protein (gene BANP). Lineage: Eukaryota; Metazoa; Chordata; Aves; Anseriformes; Anatidae. Gene Ontology annotation, biological process: protein localization to nucleus; negative regulation of protein catabolic process. Gene Ontology annotation, molecular function: DNA binding. The record is from RefSeq and is a predicted model, not a curated record.